AUAUAAAGUCCCCGAACCGGGGCUCGUGUAAUCUACUUGUUUUCUCCGAACGGAAGAGACAAAAGGCGUUUUCACCAUGGUGGCAAAUUUCAAGGUCUACAAAAAAUGCUCGCCCAACGGCAAGCUCGCCGUCUACCUGGGCAAACGCGACUUCAUCGACUAUUUGUCGGGCACCGAGCCGAUUGAUGGCGUAGUCCUGGUCAGUCCGGAAUACGUGGACAGCAGCAGGAAGGUGUGGUGCCAGCUGUUGUGCAGCUUCCGGUACGGCCGCGAGGAGGACGAGGUGAUGGGCCUCAAUUUCCAGAAGGAUCUCUUCCUGGCGUCGGAGCAGGUCUUCCCGCAAAUUAAGAAGCCCGAGUCCAAUCCUACCAAGAUGCAGGACAGGUUGCUGAAGAAACUGGGUUCGAACGCGAUACCCUUUACCUUCACGUUCCCGCAGAGCGCGCCGUCCAGUGUGACUCUUCAACCCGGACCCGACGAGACCGGCGACCCGUGCGGCGUGAGUUACUACAUAAAGGUGUAUUGCGGCGACACGGAGACCGACGUGACCCAUAAGCGCAGCACCGUCCUGAUGGGCAUCCGCAAGAUUCAGUACACGCCCACGACGCAAGGCCGUCAGCCGUGCACCGUGGUGCGCAAGGACUUCAUGAUGAGUCCGGGCGAGCUCGAGCUCGAGGUUACCCUGGACAAGCAGCUGUACCAUCACGGCGAGACGAUCGCCAUCAACGUAUGCGUGCGUAACAACAGCAACAAGAUGGUGAAGAAGAUCAAGGCGCUGGUGCAGCAGGGCAUCGACGUGGUAAUUUUCCAGAACGGUCAAUUCCGGACGGUGAUAGACUCGAUUGAGACGCAGGACGGCUGCCCGAUCAAUCCCGGCUCGAAUCUGCAGAAGGUGCUCUAUCUGAAGCCCAGCCUGGAGAACAACAAGCAGCGUCGCGGCAUCGCCCUCGACGGCAUAAUGAAGCGGGACGAAAGCGACCUCGCGUCCAGCACUCUGCUCACCUCGCCGGACGUGCGCGACUCCUUCGGCAUCGUCGUAUCCUACGCCGUCAAGGUCAAGCUUUAUCUCGGCGCCCUGGGUGGCGAAUUGACGGCCGAGCUGCCGUUCAUUCUGAUGAGAUCCAAGUCGUCCGAUCGGGUCAAACUGGUCCCGACGGACAGCGUGCUGAUCGAGGACAUCCCGCACGAGAAGGUCGACGAGAAAGUCGGCUUCUAGAUUAACAUUUCAACAUGUCCUGUGGGACCAUUGCUCGAGUCACCGCUUCGACCGCUUCUCGCGCCCAACUUUCUAAUUAGCAUAUCGAGCGGGCACGAGAACGGUGCUGACAUCCAAAAGGCGUCUAAAGGGCGUCUUAAUGCGUCAGACGUUUUUCUUUAGUUAUCCUCUAUAACUCAUCUGAACUACAGUAUUGUUAAAUCGGUAUCUUUUAUCAUAAAUACAUCACAGCUGAUAUAAAUGACGUUAAUUUAUGCAAAAUUAAUAUUAUACAUGAAAAGUCAUGCAGUUCUGAUAUGUACAUGAAUUGUAUAAAAAAAAGUAUCAGAUUAAUUAGUUCUGUUGAUAUUUUCGACGAAUAUGUUUAAUUUAUUUAUAUAAUCUAGCUAAUUUAUAUAACCAACCUAUCCUGCAUUAAUAAUUUAUUGAUCGUUUUGAUAUGAAUGUGAAUUGUAAUGAAUAUUCGGCUAUAUACAUACAUGUAAUUAAAUUCUUCAAUCUCUAUCGAAGCUCGCAAUUGAAUAUUUGCAUCAGGGUGUCAAUUCUUUCAAAAUACACCCCCAAAUUUAACUGUACGAUUGCGCAUCGUGCAGAACAAUUAUUACAAAAUGUAUAUACUUUACAAGAUCAAUAAAAGAUAAAACGUU
This is a messenger RNA of Wasmannia auropunctata (little fire ant), 1863 nucleotides long. It is a transcript of the gene Arr1, whose product is annotated as phosrestin-2. The record is from RefSeq and is a predicted model, not a curated record. Gene Ontology annotation, biological process: signal transduction; G protein-coupled receptor internalization. Gene Ontology annotation, cellular component: cytoplasm. NCBI's taxonomy places the organism in Eukaryota, Metazoa, Arthropoda, Insecta, Hymenoptera, Formicidae. The transcript has 2 exons. The coding region runs from base 77 to 1216 and encodes 379 amino acids. Gene Ontology annotation, molecular function: G protein-coupled receptor binding.